GGCCGCGGGUGGGAGAGCGGGCUCGGGCGGGCCCCGCCGCCCCGCGCCGUCCCCGGCAGCCCAGCCCGCCCCGCUCCGCUGUCCCGCUCCCUCGCCGUGGCCCCCGUCGCCCCUCGGCCGGACCCGCUGCGGCCGCGGCGGCUCCACCCGCCGCCUCACGGCCCCGCCGCCGGGCAGCCCGCUUUGUGGACCGUCCCCUCACAGCCCUGGGGGUACCCGGGCCGAGCGGCAGCCCGCAGGUAGAAACUGAAAGCAACCUUAAACAUACCAGGUGCAGAGCACAAUACAGUAGCCAUGAAUGACAUUGCACAGAAAACUGAGAUUCUGCUUUCUUCAUCUAAACCCGUCCAAAAAUCCUAUGUGCCCAAGCUUCACAAGGGUGAUGUAAAGGAUAAAUUUGAAGCUAUGCAGAAAGCAAGGGAAGAAAGAAAUCAAAGGAGAUCUAGAGAUGAAAAGCAAAGAAGAAAAGAACAAUAUGUUAGAGAGAGAGAAUGGAACAGGAGAAAACAGGAGAUGAAAGAACUGCUUGGAUCUGAUGAAGACGAUGAUGCAAAAUCAUCUAAAAUAGAAAAAGGUUAUGUUCCAAAGCUAAUAGGAACUGUUAAAGGCAAGUUUGCAGAAAUGGAGAAGCAAAGGCAAGAAGAAGAAAGAAAAAGAAUGGAAGAAGAAAGAAAGCGCCGAAUUGAACAAGACAUGAUUGAGAAAAGAAAAAUUCAAAGAGAAUUAGCCAAAAAAGCACAGGAGAUUGAUGACUUAAACAAUACGGGAACUGAAUCAGCAGCAGAGGAAGGGGAUGAUUCACUGCUAGUUACAGUAGUGCCUGUAAAACCCACCAAAACACCUGGGAAGAUGAAAAUAAACUUUGAGAACACAGGGAAGGAGAAAGCAGAACAAAGAGAGAGAAGGGAUGAAGAAACGAAGCUACCAUAUGAGAAGCAAAACCAAUUCCUUAAGGAAACCAAGUGCCUUUCAUCUGUCAUGGGUGAAAACGAAGACAAUAAACCACAAGAUCCUCUGUCUCCUGGUAAGCUGAAAGUAACAUUUGAAGAACUUGAAAGGCAGAGACAGGAAAAUCAAAGGCGACAGGCAGAGGAAGAAGCAAAGCAGCGUUUAGAGGAGGAGAAACGUGCCUUUGAAGAAGCUAGACAGCAAAUGAUAAAUGAAGGUGGCGAUGAAGAAUCUGAAAAUUCUGUUAAAGAAUUCCGUCCUGGUAAACUCAGACUCAGUUUUGAGGAAAUAGAAAGACAGAGGAGAGAAGAGGAAAAGAGGAAAGCAGAAGAAGAUGCAAGACGACGUAUAGAAGAAGAGAAAAGAGCAUUUGCUGAAGCAAGGAAAAACAUGCAGGUGCUGGAUGAUGAAUCCCCAGAAAUGUUUAAAACAUUUUCUCAAGAAUCUCUUAUACCUGGUAAACUGGAAAUUAAUUUUGAGGAGUUGCUGAGACAAAAAAUGGAAGAAGAAAAGAGACGCACAGAAGAAGAGCGUAGGCAAAAGUUGGAAAUGGAAAAGCAAGAAUUUCAACAGUUGAGACAAGAAAUGGGAGAGCUGGAAGAAGAAUCUGAAACUUUUGAGCUAAGCAAAGAAUAUGAAGAAUUAAUAAAGCUAAAAAGAAGUGGUUCUAUUCAGGCAAAGAACUUAAAAAGCAAGUUUGAAAAAAUAGGACAGUUGUCUCAAGCAGAAAUACAGAAGAAGAUUGAAGAAGAGCGAGCUAAGAGAAGAGCAAUGGAUGAAGAAAUAAGAGAAAGAGAAGCUGAAAAAUUUCAAGAGGAUGAUGAGGUAGAUGCAAGACCAGCCAAGAAAUCCGAGGCUCCAUUUACUCAUAAAGUAAACAUGAAGGCCCGUUUUGAGCAAAUGGCAAGAGCGAGGGAAGAAGAAGAACAGAGGAGAAUUGAAGAACAGAAAUUACUACGGAUGCAGUUUGAACAAAAAGAAAUUGAUGCAGCAUUACAGAAGAAAAGGGAAGAGGAAGAAGAGGAAGAAGGAAGCAUUAUCAAUGGUUCUACUUGUGAAGAUGAGGAGGAUCAAGCUCGAUCUGGAGCUCCCUGGUUCAAAAAGUCACUGAAAAACACAUCAGUUGUGGAUGGCGAGCCAGUGAGAUUUACAGUUAAAAUUACUGGAGAACCAAAACCUGAAGUUACAUGGUGGUUUGAAGGGGAAAUGUUGCAGGACUCUGAGGACUAUCAGUAUAUUGAAAGAGGAGAAACCUACUGCCUUUACUUGCCAGAAACCUUCCCAGAAGAUGAAGGGGAAUAUAUGUGUAAAGCAGUCAACAACAGAGGCACAUCUGCUAGCACCUGUAUUCUCACCAUUGAAACUGAUGACUACUAAUGCUCUACUUUAGCUGGAAUCUUUCUUCCCCUCAAAACUUUCUUACUGCAUCAUCUCUUUCUCUGAUGGGGCCAACUAAAGAAAGCAAGGAUAUGCAUUGAUUCAUCAUUCCUGCAUCAGACAAGAAUAAACACAAAAUUGUGAGAGUGUCUAGGUUUCUUGCCCAGUACAAAAAAGAUUAUUAAAGGCUAAAAAGAAGGAAUCUGUGUGUGAAAGAUCAACUAAUGGAAAAAGCUGAAUUUUAAUAGUGCUCCCACACUUGAAGACCAACUGUUGUGUAACAGUACAAAGCUAAAUACACAAUCUGGGAAGUUGUGUAGUAGUGUACAUCUAUUGGUAUAUUUUGCAUGAACACUGAGUAUUUAAGCUCUUUUACUUUAUCCCAAAGGCAUUCAACUGGCGAAAGGAAAUACUUAUGAUUUAAAAAAACCUCAGUGUACUAUUUUUAAAGAAUAAAAGAUUACAUAACUGCUA
Molecule: messenger RNA, 2799 nt
Organism: Apus apus (common swift)
Lineage: Eukaryota; Metazoa; Chordata; Aves; Apodiformes; Apodidae
Gene: NEXN
Product: nexilin F-actin binding protein
Exons: 14
Coding region: 295-2325 (676 amino acids)
Biological process (GO): mitochondrial fusion
Source: RefSeq, a predicted model, not a curated record